CGCUGACCUUCCCCUCUCCCCUCCAUCUCCUCCUCCUCCGUCUCCUCCAUCUCCGUCUCCGUGCCCGGAGCAUGGCGGUGCCGCGGCUCCUGCGGGCAGCGGCCCCGCGGCUCUACAGCACCGUCCCGGUCCCAGCCCCGGUCCCGGUCCCAGCCCCGGUCCCGGCAGGCAGCCGGCCCCGCGCUGACGAUGACAAGCUGCUGACCGAGCCUCUCAGCCACCCCGACUUCUUCAGCGUGAAGGAGCUCUUCACCCUGAAAGAUCUCUUUGAUGCUCGGGUGCACCUGGGCCACAAAAAGGGAUGUCGGCACAGGUUCAUGGAGCCCUACAUCUUCGGCUGCCGCCUGGAUCAGGACAUCAUCGACCUGGAUCAGACCAUGCAGCACCUGCAGCUGGCCCUCAACUUCACGGCCCACGUGGCUUACCGCGGGGGCAUCAUCCUGUUCGUCAGCCGCCGGCGCCAGUUCUGCCACCUGGUCGAGAGCACGGCGCGGGCGUGCGGGGAGUACGCGCACACCCGCUACUGGCAGGGCGGGCUCCUCACCAACGCCCACAUCCUGUUCGGCCCCGGCGUGCGCCUGCCCGACCUCCUCAUCUUCCUCAGCACCCUCAACAACGUCUUCGAGCCGCACGUGGCCAUCCGCGACGCGGCCAAGAUGAACAUCCCCACGGUUGGGGUGGUGGACACGAACUGCAACCCGUGUUUGAUCAGCUACCCCGUUCCCGGCAAUGACGACAGCCCCGCGGCCAUGGAGCUCUACUGCAAGCUCUUCAGGAUGACCAUCAUCCGUGCCAAGGACAAGAGGCGGCAGAGCGAGGCCGUCGAGGAGCUGCAGAGAAAAGCUGAGGGCAAUUAGAGCCCCGGGGAUGGGCUGGGUGCCUCUGCUCCGAUUCCGUGGGCUGGCUCUGCAUCCCCCGGGAUGUCCUGUGCACGGUGUCCCCACGGCGGUCACAGCCACCCAGGGGCUCUAGCUCUGAAAGAUUAUCCAGAGCAACGCAAGGGAAAACGGAGCCAGGCCAGCCCCUGCGCCUGUCCUUGAGUUUGUCACUGUUGCAGGGAGGUGCCGCUGUCCUGUGGCUUUCCUGAGCUGGUGAUCUCACCUGAAACCACUUGUGUCUUGUGUCUGUUCUUAGCAAAUAAAGGGAUUUAUCCCCCUGA
This is a messenger RNA of Taeniopygia guttata (zebra finch), 1159 nucleotides long. It is a transcript of the gene MRPS2, whose product is annotated as mitochondrial ribosomal protein S2. Gene Ontology annotation, molecular function: structural constituent of ribosome. Gene Ontology annotation, biological process: translation. Lineage: Eukaryota; Metazoa; Chordata; Aves; Passeriformes; Estrildidae. The record is from RefSeq and is a predicted model, not a curated record. Gene Ontology annotation, cellular component: mitochondrial small ribosomal subunit; ribosome.